Molecule: messenger RNA, 1326 nt
Organism: Diceros bicornis minor
Lineage: Eukaryota; Metazoa; Chordata; Mammalia; Perissodactyla; Rhinocerotidae
Gene: PSMF1
Product: proteasome inhibitor subunit 1
Exons: 7
Coding region: 135-950 (271 amino acids)
Biological process (GO): proteasome-mediated ubiquitin-dependent protein catabolic process
Molecular function (GO): endopeptidase inhibitor activity; proteasome binding
Source: RefSeq, a predicted model, not a curated record
CUCCAUUUUGGCCGCUGGUGGAGGCGCGGCCAGGACCAGCCGGGUAGCGGAGCGGCGUCUUCAGUGCUUUGAGGGCACGUCGGCUCACCGCUCUCUCUCCCUCUUUCCUCCGCCCGCAGAGGCCGGGGGCGCGCAUGGCGGGCUUGGAGGUGCUGUUCGCGUCGGUGGCGCCGGCCAUCACCUGCGCGCAGGACGCGCUCGUCUGCUUCCUGCACUGGGAGGUGGUGACGCACGGCUACUGCGGCCUGGGCGCCGGCGACCAGCCGGGUCCCAAUGAUAAGAAAUCAGAACUGCUGCCAGCCGAGUGGAACAACAAUAAAGACCUGUAUGUCCUCCGGUAUGAGUCUAAGGAUGGGUCCAGAAAGCUCCUUGUGAAGGCUGUCACCGUGGAGAACAGCAUGAUCAUCAAUGUGCUGGAAUGUGGCUCACAGCAAGUGUCAGACUUGACCCUGAACUUGGAUGAUUAUAUUGAUUCAGAACACCUGGUUGACUUCCACAGGACCUACAAGAACAGUGAGGAGCUUCGGUCUCGUAUUGUGUCUGGAAUCAUCACGCCUAUCCAUGAGCACUGGGAAAAGGCUAGUGUAAGCAGUCCCCCCCAGGAGUUUCCCCCUGCCACUGCCAGAGAGGUGGACCCGCUCCGGAUUCACCCACACCACCCACACACCAGCCGGCAGCCUCCCUGGUCUGAUCCCCUGGGCCCGUUUGCUGUCGGGGGAGAGGACCUAGACCCCUUUGGGUGUCGGAGAGGUGGCAUGAUUGUGGAUCCCCUGAGAUCCGGCUUCCCAAGAGCACUUAUUGACCCGUCGUCGGGCCUCCCAAACCGGCUUCCUCCAGGCGCAGUGCCCCCAGGAGCACGCUUUGACCCCUUUGGACCCAUUGGGACUAGCCCGUCUGGACCUAACCCAGACCAUCUCCCCCCGCCGGGCUACGAUGACAUGUACCUGUGAAGGCCUCAAGAAUGUAACAUCCCAGCCUUCCCUCCAUUCUCCUGGAGCUGCCACCACUGGCCCCAUCAGCAACCGUGUUCUUGUGGGCUGGGGGCAAGGGACUCUGCCCAUGUGUUUGCAGGCUGGCUGGGAUUGCCUCCCCACCCCCUAUCAGAGCCAAGACACCUACUGCAGCUCUCCACCUGGCUGUAUAUAGGUCCCAAAGAGAAAUCAGUGUCUCACUCUUGUCACCAGCUCCUCCCUGCUUCCUAAGGGAGACUCGGCAACAUAUACCCUCGGCCCAAUGCAGUCCCAGCUACAGUGCUAUAAGAACAGAACGCAUUUUGGAUGUUAUUAUUGAGAACCAAAUGUCAAUACAAAAAUCAUGUUGCCAGUC